AUGGAAAAUGAAGAUAAUAAUAUGAAUGAUUCAAAUAGUAACUAUAGUGAUAAUGAUGAAGAAUCAUCAAAUAAUAAUAAUGAAUAUUUUGAAAGUUAUUUCGAUUUGAACGUUCAUGAUGUAAUGUUAAAGGAUACUACAAGAACAUUAGCAUAUCGCAAAGCAAUAGAAGAGAAUGUAAUAGAUUUCAAAGAUAAGAUUGUAAUGGAUGUUGGUGCAGGUACAGGUAUUCUAUCGAUGUUUGCAGCAAAGUGUGGUGCAGCCAAAGUCUAUGCGAUAGAGGCAUCACAGAUGGCACCAUUCACAAAGUCACUGGUGAAAGCUAACCAUUUGGAUCAUAUCAUUACAGUGGUACACAAGAGAGUUGAAGAUAUCGAUGAAUCCGAUAUUCCACAGGGAAAGGUCGAUGUUAUCAUUUCAGAGUGGAUGGGAUUCUAUCUUUUACAUGAAUCCAUGUUGGAGAGUGUGCUUGAUGCACGUGACCGUUGGUUAAAACCAAACGGAAUACUAUUCCCAACCAAAGGUGAUAUCAAAAUUGCACCUGUAAAUCUCGAGCAGCUGAUGCACGAACGUGUAGGUCACUGGUCAGAUGUAUAUGGUUUCGACUUUUCCAUCUUCAAAGAUAUGUCAAUGCAUUUAUUACAAUCACAACCAUUGAUUGAAUAUUUAAAAGGAGAUACAGUUAUAAGUGAACCAAAAGAUAUUAUAGAGAUUGAUUUUACAAAGGUGACAAAAGAAGAACUUAGAGAUAUUGUUGUAAAGAAUAUUCCUUUUAGUAUUGACGAUGAGAGAUGUACUUUGAUUCAUGGAUUUGCAAUUUGGUUCAAUUGCUAUUUCGUUGGAAGUAAUUCGACGGUCAGAUUGGACACUGCACCAGGCAUGCCAUAUACACAUUGGAAGCAAACAACCAUUCUACUGCCGGACGUAAUCGAUGUACGUGGAGCAGGUCAGAUUGAAAUCAACAUUGACAUGAAACAAGAUGAAAUCAACCCAAGAUUCUAUGAACUUUCAUUAUCUUUUCCAGACGACGACGACCAAGAUGAAAAUGCCAAUGAAGACCAAUAA
Heterostelium album PN500 is the source of this 1065-nucleotide messenger RNA. Its product is annotated as putative protein arginine methyltransferase. Bases 1 to 1065 code for a protein of 354 amino acids. Gene Ontology annotation, molecular function: protein-arginine N-methyltransferase activity. Gene Ontology annotation, biological process: peptidyl-arginine methylation. NCBI's taxonomy places the organism in Eukaryota, Evosea, Eumycetozoa, Acytosteliales, Acytosteliaceae. The transcript has 3 exons. The record is from RefSeq and is a predicted model, not a curated record.